UCGCCUGCGCGACGGUUGACGCGACGUGGGCGGAUCCUUGCAGAAGGCUUGGGGAGAGCUUUGGACUCCGGCUUCCCAGACGCGCCAGGAAGUGCUGGUGUUUCCUCCUCAAGUCAGGAAUGCCUCUCUUUGGGAGUAUAUUCAGCCCAAAGAAGACCCCGCCUCGGAAGUCGGCCUCUCUCUCCAACCUGCAUUCUUUAGACCGGUCAACGCGGGAAUUGGAGCUGGGCCUUGACUAUGGAACUCCCACCAUGAACCUGGCGGGGCAAAACCUGAAGUUUGAAAAUGGCCAGUGGGUAGCAGACACAGUGAUUAGUGGAGGUGUGGAUCGUAGGGAGACUCAGCGCCUGCGCAAACGGAACCAGCAGCUGGAGGAAGAGAACAAUCUCUUGCGGCUGAAAGUGGACAUUCUGCUGGACAUGCUGUCAGAGACCACUGCCGAGUCCCACUUAAAGGACAAAGAACUGGAUGAACUGAAGAUCAUCAACCGCAGGAGGAAGUAAAGAGCCUGGACAGGCCCGCUAGAUUAGAAGUCACCACUGACCCCUGGGGAGGAGGAUGUGGCAGAGCCCUUUGAUGUUCAGUCAAAUUAAUAGACUUGCCCUGAGAGUGAGCAUUCACAGACCCUAGCUCCCUUGGACUUGGGGACAGGGAGGUGGCAUGGGAUGGAAGAAACCAAGGUUCCAAGCCAGGGCCAUAGCUUGGGAGGCACCACAGGCACACUGCCCAGGGUGUCAAUCUAAAGCAAACCCCAGGCAGGUCUAGAAAAUAGUUAGCCCUUGACUGCUGCCUGCAGGUGACAGCACACAGCUGUCCAUUGUCUCAGAGUCGCUGUGUUCAGACAGUUGGCAGUUCACCUCUUCACAUUGGGGUCUGGCACUAGUUCCAGUUCACACCAGUUCACACUUCACGAGAGGGCGCACAGUAAGUGGCUCUGCGUUCUCUGUCCCCUCCGGCCGUGUUCUCUCUGCCUUCAAAGAAUCCCCACCCCCAAGUCCACAGCCUCUUCUGCCAUCAGCUUCCCAGCAGCAACCUCUGCCCUCACAGCACAUUGUAAUUUACUCUGCUUUCUGUUUCGACUAUUUUUAUUUUUAUUAAAUGGUGUUCAAUAA
Messenger RNA from Chionomys nivalis (European snow vole), 1112 nucleotides. It is a transcript of the gene Cby1, whose product is annotated as chibby family member 1, beta catenin antagonist. Lineage: Eukaryota; Metazoa; Chordata; Mammalia; Rodentia; Cricetidae. The record is from RefSeq and is a predicted model, not a curated record. The coding region runs from base 120 to 503 and encodes 127 amino acids. The transcript is spliced from 5 exons. Gene Ontology annotation, cellular component: nucleus. Gene Ontology annotation, biological process: negative regulation of Wnt signaling pathway.